Molossus molossus (Pallas's mastiff bat) is the source of this 870-nucleotide messenger RNA. It is a transcript of the gene DNAJB7, whose product is annotated as DnaJ heat shock protein family (Hsp40) member B7. Gene Ontology annotation, molecular function: ATPase activator activity; Hsp70 protein binding. Gene Ontology annotation, cellular component: endoplasmic reticulum membrane; cytosol. Gene Ontology annotation, biological process: positive regulation of proteasomal ubiquitin-dependent protein catabolic process; protein refolding. Lineage: Eukaryota; Metazoa; Chordata; Mammalia; Chiroptera; Molossidae. The record is from RefSeq and is a predicted model, not a curated record.
AUGGUAGAUUACUAUGAAGUUCUAGGCGUGCAGAGAUAUGCUUCAUGUGAGAACAUUAAAAGGGCUUAUCAUAUGGCACUUAAAUGGCACCCUAAUAAAAAUCCAGAAAAUAAAGCUGAGACAAAAUUCAAAGUAGCUGAAGCAUAUGAGGUAUUAUCAAAUGAUGAAAAACGGGACAUUUAUGAUUAUUAUGACAAAGAAGGAUUAAAUGGCAGAGUUGGAAGUAAUACUGAUGAUUCUUUUCAGUAUGGCUUCACAUUCCAUAAUCCAGAUGAGGUUUUAAAUAUUUUUGGUGAAAGGGACUCAUUAUUUCUUUUCUUUGAAGACUUACUUGAGGACCUUUUAAAUAGUCCACGAAGUUCCUAAGGAAGCAGAAACAGAGGUGCAAGAUCCUUUUUCUCUACAUCCAGCGAAUAUCUGGUUUUUGAGAGAUUUUCUUCUUAUGGUACAAAAUAUAUACCACAUGGUUUACUGGGCCAUGAGGGCAUUAAUUCUUUCUCUUCCCUGGCAUUUGAUGACAGUGGGAUGGUACUAAACUACAUAUCCUUUACAACUUCACAUAAAAUUGUUAAUGGCAGAAAUACCAAUACAAACAGAAUUGAGAAUGAUGAAGAAAGAGAAGUUGAAGAUAAUGGUGAGUUGAAAUCCUUCUUUAUAAAUGGUGUGGCAGAUGAAGAGGGCUUUGCAGAAGAAUGCAGCUGGAGAAGACAGUCAUUCAACAAUUAUUCACCUGAGUCCUAUAGCUCUAAACAUGUAUCUCAGUAUACUUGCAUAAAAAAUGAGCAAUGUAUACCUUGGGUCACCAGCAACAGGAAUCCCUCUGUUUUCUCAGUAGGAUUCAAAGGUGGUAAGAGGGGGGGAAAAGCAUGA